CACCAUCAAAGCCGGCGCCUGCCGCUCCCCUCCGCGAGGGCGAAGACAUCGUCGUCACUCCUCAGUCUCAAACAAACAAUUGCUGCUCCUCAGUUGCACAUUCACUCAACAUUGAUCACAGCUCUCCACACAUACCGCACCAAACGCACGUAGUCAUGGGCAGCGUCUCAACCACCCCUAGCGACGUGCCCGCGCUGGUCAUGGGAGGGGCCGGCUUUAGUUACCAGCUGCACCCAGAGCCUCAGUCCCUGCCCAUCGUCGACAUCCUCCUGCGCGCUUUCGAGCUCGGCGUGUGCACUAUUGACACGUCCCCUUACUACGAGCCCUCGGAGCAGCUCAUGGGCGCCGCACUCUCCCAGGCCCCAAUCACCUCCAAAUACGCGCGUCAGGACUACCAGCUCAUGACCAAAGUCGGUCGCAUCGCCGAGAAUGAGUUCAAUUACUCUCCGGAAUGGAUCCGCACGUCGGUCUCGCGGUCUCUGGAGCGCUUCCGGACCUCGUAUCUUGACGUCGUCUUCUGCCACGAUGUCGAGUAUGUCUCGACGGACGAGGCCGUCACCGCCGUCGGCGUGCUGUUUGAUUUCCAGCGCCAGGGCACCAUACACCGUGUCGGCAUAUCCGGAUACGACAUGCAGGUCCUCGCAGACAUCGCAAAGCUGGCGCGAGAGCGUUAUGGAAAGCCUGUAGAUGUCAUUCAAACCUGGGCUCAAUUGACGCUGCAGAACACGCAGGCCGAAUCCAGGGGCUUCGACGCAUUCCGUGCCGCUGGCGUCAACUCGGUCUUCUGCUCAAGUCCCUUGGCGGUUGGGCUGCUCAGGACUGGAGGGAUCCCCGUGGGGCUCACGGGCGACUGGCACCCUGCGCCAAAAGGUCUGCGGGCCGCGGCUGCAGAGGCAGGCAGGUGGGCAGAGGAGCAUGGCGAUGGCGAGGCAUUCUCGUCGUUCGCACUACAAUACGCGGUCGGCAAGGCAAGACAGAACUGCUCGCCCUCAUUCACAGUCUCCACAAUCACUGGCAUCAGCACGAUAUCCGAGCUUGAGCAAAACGUUUCUGCUGCCAAGAAGAUUCUGCGGCCUGCAGCGGAUUCUGGGGAACCCACAUCGUUGCUGCAAUAUUGCGACAUUGACGAGAGCGCGUGGAAGAAGAACGAGCCGAUAUUCGACGGCAUAAGAGCAACCCUUGGCGACUGGAUUGAUUACGAUUUUACAACCAAGACGGGGACGAAAUGAGAGGGGGGGCUUAAUAGAUAGGCCAAAUGUGAUGUUUCUCAAACAAACAAGACACGGGAGCGGUGCUGGACAUCUCGCAAUGUCAUGAGUGAAAAAUUGAA
Molecule: messenger RNA, 1330 nt
Organism: Microdochium trichocladiopsis
Lineage: Eukaryota; Fungi; Ascomycota; Sordariomycetes; Xylariales; Microdochiaceae
Product: NADP-dependent oxidoreductase domain-containing protein
Exons: 1
Coding region: 156-1229 (357 amino acids)
Biological process (GO): dehydro-D-arabinono-1,4-lactone biosynthetic process
Cellular component (GO): cytosol
Molecular function (GO): D-arabinose 1-dehydrogenase [NAD(P)+] activity
Source: RefSeq, a predicted model, not a curated record